Messenger RNA from Penicillium manginii, 1647 nucleotides. Its product is annotated as MDR family MFS transporter. Gene Ontology annotation, biological process: transmembrane transport. The coding region runs from base 1 to 1647 and encodes 548 amino acids. Gene Ontology annotation, molecular function: transmembrane transporter activity. Lineage: Eukaryota; Fungi; Ascomycota; Eurotiomycetes; Eurotiales; Aspergillaceae. The record is from RefSeq and is a predicted model, not a curated record. The transcript has 3 exons.
AUGGAUGUGAAAAGUCCCAUCGAGGACCUCCGGGCACCAGAGGUGGACAGCGCAUCGAUUAGCAAUACCGGCAGCGACUCCGAAGCAGAUGAUGCAAACAACUACGAGCUGACCGGAAUUCCACUGGUCGUGGUCAUCACAGGACUCGGUCUCUCUAUCUUUCUUCUGUCACUGGAUUCGUCGAUAAUUGCCACGGCCAUUCCUAGGAUCACUUCAGAGUUCAACAGCACAGGUGACAUAGGCUGGUAUGGAAGUGCAUACUCAUUUGCGAUGUGUGCUUGCCAGCCUAUCGCAGGUAAACUCUAUACAAGUUUUGCCAUGAAGGGCAUGUUCCUCGGAUGUCUCGGUGUCUUCGAGCUUGGCUCAUUGCUGUGCGCGCUUGCUGUCAAUAGCCCUAUGCUAAUCAUCGGUCGUGCCAUUGCUGGAGUUGGGGCGGCGGGAUGCUUCACAGGGGCAUUCUGCAUUGUCGCGGUUUCCAUCCCGCUGGUGAAGAGGCCGUUCUAUAUCGGAAUUCUUCAAUCAACAUUUGGCAUCGCCACCAUCAUCGGACCCGUGCUAGGUGGUGCAUUCACAGAGCAUGUAACGUGGCGGUGGUGUUUUUGGAUAAACCUUCCCAUCGGAGCUGUUACGAUCGUUGCAUUAGUCUUCUUCUUCAAACCGCCUACAGGCGACGAAAACGAACUCUCCAUCUGUGCUUCGCAGAUUGGGAAGCUUGGACUGGCUGGGCGCUUCUCUGUUCGCUCCAGCCACUAUCAUGCUCUUCAAUGGGGAGGCACUGAGCACGCUUGGAAAAGUGCUACCAUAAUCGGUCUCUUCAUCGGAGGGGCGGGUCUUGGUUUCGUCUUCGCUCUCUGGCAAAAACGAAAGGGUGACAACGCUAUGAUCCCACCGCGUUUGAUCACCGAGCGAACGAUGCUCUUCUCCUGCUUGAGCGAAUUCUUCGCCAUGGGUGCCGUUUACACCUCCAUCUACUACCUGCCCGAAUGGUUCCAGGUGAUAAAAAACGCUUCGCCCACGAAGUCCGGACUCAUGUAUCUGCCCCUGGCGCUGUCAGAUGUCCUCUCCGCAACACUGACAGGCGCAUCACUCAAAUACCUCGGAUAUCCGAAUCCAUACAUGCUCCUCGGGACGGCUCUCAUGAGCAUAGCGACUGGGCUCUUCUCUACCUUCUCCGAAACCACACCGCACGAGCAGUGGAUCCCAUUCCAAGUCCUUCAGGGCUUUGGUGUUGGAAUGACACUCUCAAUGCCCUAUGUUGCUACGCAAACAGUGCUCAAGCCUGAGGAUAUUCCUGUCGGCACCUCCCUGCUGCAAUGCUUCCAGUUCUUCGGGGCUUCGGUGAACCUCGCUAUCGCGGAGGCUAUCUUCGAGAACAAACUUGUUUCGCGACUUCACAGCUAUGGAUUUGAAACCCACGAAGUAGAGAGUAUUCUCACUGCUGGCUCUGCGGAUGCGAGAAAUGUGGUUUCUGCGGCGCAUUUGCCAGGCGUGUUAGAUGCGUAUAACCACGCUAUCACCAGCACGUUCUAUCUCGCAACCAGUGUCGCGGCCGUUGCGUUCUUUCUCUCACUGGGGAUUCGAUGGAGGAGCGUCAAGCCGAAGCCCCAGGCUGUUUCUGGUAUGGAGGCUGGAUCGUCAAGUCCAUAG